GGUUCCGCCCUCCCUCUGGUUGCCGACCCUCCGGGGCUAGCGCCUGAGAUCCCUUUCCCAGAGUGCUCUGCGCUGUGAAGAAGCGGCUCCCCGGGACUGGGGGCAUUUUGUGUUGGCUGGAGCCGGAGUAACAAGAUGGCGGCGUCGGCGGAGUGACAGGAGUCCCUCCGGGCGGGAGCCGGCGGCAGUGGUGGCAGCGGUAUCGCCGCCCUAAACCACCGCGCCCCUUUUCCAGCCCGCGACGUCGCCGUGAAAGCGAGGCAGCGGCGGCCGCCCAGGAACAAGUGGCCCAGCCCGGUAACCGCGAGAACCCCCUCAUAAACUGCGGCCUGGCAAAAAGAAGCCGGAUUGAGCGGCGGUGAUCAGGGUCCCCUUGACCGAGUCUGGGCCCUGUAACGCCUGGAAAGAGCCAGCGCUUGCCGUUUCCUGCCGCCCUCCUCCGCAGCCUGCUCAGUGGACGAGCCCCAGAGGCCUCUGUUCUCCCCUCAGAGGUGUCGGGGCUUGGCCCCAGCCUCCAUCUUCGUCUCUCAGGAUGGCGAGCAGCAGCGGCUCCAAGGCCGAAUUCAUUGUCGGAGGGAAAUAUAAACUGGUACGGAAGAUCGGGUCUGGCUCCUUCGGGGACAUUUAUCUGGCGAUCAACAUUACCAACGGCGAGGAAGUGGCAGUGAAGCUAGAAUCUCAGAAGGCCAGGCAUCCCCAGUUGCUGUACGAGAGCAAACUCUAUAAGAUCCUUCAAGGUGGGGUGGGCAUCCCCCACAUACGGUGGUAUGGUCAGGAAAAAGACUACAAUGUGCUAGUCAUGGAUCUUCUCGGACCCAGCCUCGAAGACCUCUUCAAUUUCUGUUCAAGAAGGUUCACAAUGAAAACUGUACUUAUGUUAGCUGACCAGAUGAUCAGUAGAAUUGAAUAUGUGCAUACAAAGAAUUUUAUACACAGAGACAUUAAACCAGAUAACUUCCUAAUGGGUAUUGGGCGUCACUGUAAUAAGUGUUUAGAAUCUCCAGUGGGGAAGAGGAAAAGAAGCAUGACUGUUAGUACUUCUCAGGACCCAUCUUUCUCAGGAUUAAACCAGUUAUUCCUUAUUGAUUUUGGUUUGGCCAAAAAGUACAGAGACAACAGGACAAGGCAACACAUACCAUACAGAGAAGAUAAAAAUCUCACUGGCACCGCCCGAUAUGCUAGCAUCAAUGCACAUCUCGGUAUUGAACAGAGUCGCCGAGAUGACAUGGAAUCAUUAGGAUAUGUUUUGAUGUAUUUUAAUAGAACCAGCCUGCCCUGGCAAGGACUAAAGGCUGCGACAAAAAAGCAAAAAUAUGAAAAAAUAAGUGAAAAGAAGAUGUCCACUCCUGUUGAAGUUUUAUGUAAGGGGUUUCCUGCAGAAUUUGCCAUGUACUUAAACUAUUGUCGUGGGCUGCGCUUUGAGGAAGCCCCGGAUUACAUGUAUCUGAGGCAGCUAUUCCGCAUUCUUUUCAGGACUCUGAACCACCAGUAUGACUACACAUUUGAUUGGACAAUGUUAAAGCAGAAAGCAGCACAGCAGGCAGCCUCUUCAAGUGGGCAGGGUCAGCAGGCCCAAACCCCCACAGGCAAGCAAACUGACAAAACCAAGAGUAACAUGAAAGGUUUCUAAGCAUGAAUCAAGGAACAGAAGAAGCAGAGCAGAUGAUCGGAGCAGCAUUUGUUUCUCCCCAAAUCUAGGAAUUUUAGUUCAUAUGUACACUAGACAGUGGUUGUGAACAACCAUUUACUUGGUGUAAAGAACUUAAUUUCAGUAUAAACUGGCUCUGGGCAGCAUUGGUGAUGCCGUGUCCUGAGUUGUAGCCGCUGUAAUUGUGAAUAUUAACUGAGAUAGUGAAACAUGGUGUCCAGUUUUCUAUUGCAUUUUUUCAAGUGGAAAAGUUAACUCUAAAUGGUUGACACACACAAAUUGGUGGAGAAAUUGUGCAUAUGCCAAUUUUUGUUAAAAUCUUUUAUUUUGAACUAUACUGCUUUGAGAUCUCAUUUCAGAAGAACGGCAUGAACAGUCUUCAGCCACAGUUGUGAUGGUUGUAAAUGCUCACAAUUGUGCGUUCUUAGGGUUUAUCCACCCCUGGGGUUUGCAAGUUGUUCACUUAAAACAUUCUUAAAAUGGUUGGCUUCUUGUUUGCAAGCCAGCUUGAUACGGUAGCAACCAAAGAUUCCAGUGUUUGAGCAUUCGGAAGACUGCCUGCUUACCUGUGCUAGAAAUAACAGCAUCUAAAGUGAAGACUUAAGAAAAACUUAGUGACUACUAGAUUAUCCUUAGGACUCUGCAUUAACUCUAUAAUGUUCUUGGUAUUAAAAAAAAAAAAAAAAGCAUAUUUGUCACAGAAAUUUAGUUAACAUCUUACAACUGAACAUGUAUGUAUGUUGCUUAGAUAAAUGUAAUCACUGUAAACAUCUAUAUGAUCUGGGAUUUUGUUUUUAUUUUGAAAUGGGAGCUUUUUUGUUUACAAGUUCAUUAAAAACUAAAAACUG
Molecule: messenger RNA, 2496 nt
Organism: Panthera uncia (snow leopard)
Lineage: Eukaryota; Metazoa; Chordata; Mammalia; Carnivora; Felidae
Gene: CSNK1A1
Product: casein kinase 1 alpha 1
Exons: 11
Coding region: 533-1630 (365 amino acids)
Biological process (GO): signal transduction; peptidyl-serine phosphorylation; negative regulation of canonical Wnt signaling pathway
Cellular component (GO): nucleus; cytoplasm
Molecular function (GO): protein serine/threonine kinase activity; ATP binding
Source: RefSeq, a predicted model, not a curated record